Messenger RNA from Cyclocybe aegerita, 1980 nucleotides. The record is from the annotation of a GenBank genome assembly. NCBI's taxonomy places the organism in Eukaryota, Fungi, Basidiomycota, Agaricomycetes, Agaricales, Hemipholiotaceae.
AUGUCCGAUCUCCCUCUGAGAGGUCAGGGCGCAAGGCCCCCUGGGGCGGUUCCUAGGAGCCGUCGUGGGGGGGCUGCACCACCAGCCAUACCACCAUCGGUCGCUGGCACAUCACCCCUGGGCGGUGGUGCCUCGCCAAUCUCACCAGACCCUACCUUGACUAGGGCCACAUACUCGACCGUUGUGCUGUCUCGAUCCCGCCACACAUUGCCCUGCUGCAGGUCCCGUUCCACCAUGGGUUCCGCCCAUUUGUCUGCAGAUGAGUCUAGCUCAGGGACGGCCCACCCCCAGGAGAUGGAGGUUGAGGGCACUCAGGAAGGCGAAGGGGUCUCGAGGGACCCCUCUGUUGACCUUCUUCUAGGUCAAUACACCUUGAAGUUCCAAGAUACCAUCGAGGACCUUCCUGAUGAUCUUGAGGUAUUGACCACCUCCAUUGCGAAGGCCACAGAUUGGGUUCUGCAGGCCACGCACCACGAUCCGCUUUCCAUCGAUGGGGGUGAUGCCUUCAUGGCCCAGAUGACGUCCUUUGUGAACGCUGUCAUGGCCACCAACUUUAGUCGUAUUCGCGGACCAGGUGAACUUGACAACUUCUCGCUCGCCUCUCUCCUCGAGGCUGAGACGUCUUCCAAGGAUGAGCCGACCAUCCACCCGGCUCCCAUAUUCAGGCCUCCUCCUCCUGCUGCCCAUGGGCUGCUCGAUGAGGGUGUCCUUGACGUAGGGGCUCCGCCCGAUGUCCUCAUGCAGGCAGUGGAUGACCUUGGUCGCCUGGCCUCCCUGCCUCGCAUCCCCGCCUCCAAGAAGCGCAAGGGUGUUGAUUGCCCAGUCCCACCUCCUCAGAAGAAGAAGAGCAAGGUGGCCUACUCUCGCCCUGGUCCGCCUCUGCCGAUCAACCGCGCUACCAAACCCAAGCCCCAUCCAACGAUGUGGGCAGGGAUUGCUCAUCAGGCUGCUCCAAUGCCUCCCCCGCCUCCUGGCUUGGGACCGCAAUGUCAUGGGCCUUCUCCUCCCCCCGCAUUCCUGACAGGCCCGAUGAAGACUUUGCCUCAUCGGUCCGUUCCUUCCUUCACUUCCAAGGGCCCCACCUGGAAGCAAGUUCUCAUGUUGUUUGGGGGUACCCCUCCUGACCUCACGAAAUUCUUCACUGAAUCAGCUGUCCGUGCAGCCAACAGGUACCUCAGGGAUGGUCAAUCUAUGUUGAAGGUCACCUCCAUUGUCUGUGCCUAUGAUGGCUUGUCAUUGGUCACCCCCGCUGUUGCCAGCCCAUCUGACCUGGACAUACUGCGCAACUUCAUCCGCGAAAGCCUCCCAACGGGUACCCCAUUCGAGGUUGCGCUUCCAUCAUCGACAUCUUUUAUAAAGAUCCUCAAUGUGCCCUACUUCGAUCUGAAAGGGUUGAAGAUCACCCAGGAGGCGCUUGAGAAGGCCCUCCGCACCUCGGUUCAUGCUGAGGUCUUCGUGUAUCUGAGCACCAAGCCUCGGAUCGACCGCAACUCGGUGCACUUGACAUCGUGCACCGUGUAUUGCAACAUCUGGGACUCCCAGCAGGGAACCCACACCAAGAAGGCCUUAGGCCAACCGAUCUUCCUCGCCGGGUGGUCCUGUGCAAUCAGGCCAGCCACGCGACACACCGGGGUCCUGCUCUGCCAGCGAUGCUGGAAGUGGGGUCACCCUACUGUCGCCUGCAAGGCGAAACAACUCUCUUGCCCUAUCUGUUUGGGUCUGCACGAGCAGAAGGAGCACCGUCAACAUGUGGGAUGUUGCAAGGGGAACACGAAAGCAAAGCCUCCUGUGCCGCCCACCCCUCGCGACCAGCCUUGCCCCCACAAGGGCCACUGUGUCAAUUGCCACAAGGACCACACCGCCAACUUGGCUUUGUGCAAGUUCUGGGCCCAUCGCUAUGACCGUGAGUGGAUCAUGGCCGAGUAUCAUCAGGUACAUGAGCAUGCCGCUCACCACCAACUUACUAACCCUCGAACCUAG